AAAUUCCCGCCCAGAAAGGAAUUAAUGCAUUGGCUUUACAAGAAGUUGAAGCAUUUGUUACGGUGGAUGAAAUGAAAAGUAUGCUGUGGGAAUAUGUUAUUUUUUGAAAUUCUAAUAUUAUUUGUCAUUUUAGUAAAAGAAAAUUUAAUUAUGAAAGAUGGCAAAGUUGAAAGGAUUUGUUGAAUGGGAAAACAAUGAGCUAGUGGAAGCAUUUGUUACGGUGGAUGAAAUGAAAAUAAAAGAAAAUUUAAUUAUGAAAGAUGGCAAAGUUGAAAGGAUUUGUUGAAUGGGAAAUCAAUGAGCUUGCAACACAUAUUAUUGUAUUUUACCUUAGGUCAAUUAAAAAGGAAAUUUCAAUGCCGAUUGCUUGGUGGUCAACCAAAACACCAGCCAGUAGGAUUGCUUUAAUGUUUUGGAAAAUUGUGUGUGCAUGUGAGAAGAAAAACGUUCAUAUCAACUGUGUCAUAGCAGAUGGGUAUUCUAUCAACCGUAAAUUUUUUCAUCUUGUCUCUUUGAGGAAGUUGUCCUUGGACAACGAUGACGGUGUUUAUACUGCUCCAAAUCCAUACAGUGCAAACCGGGCAAUUUUUCUCUGUUUGGAUCCUUCACACUUAAUUAAGACGAUUAGAUAUUCAUUUUACGCAUCCCGGCCUGGUGGCAGCCGUUAUCUCAACAUGCUUGGACCAGGUCAUGACAUCCUUUGGGAGCAUGUUGCAAAACUGUAUGAGAUGGAGAAAUCUAUGCCUCUGACAUCUAUUACAAAACUGACCAGUAAUCACAUACAGCUUUACCCCAUUUGGAGAAAUCUAUGCCUCUGACAUCUAUUACAAAACUGACCAGUAAUCAUAUACAGCUUACCCAAUUUAGUAAAGUAAAUUAUUUCUUUUUUUUUCUAAAUUGAUGAUUAGAUGUUUAUUCAUACACUUUACCAAAUUUAGAUGAAUGUGAAACUUGCAAAAGAUGUGUUAAGUCACAAAGUUGCUGAGGCUGUAUCAGCUUAUUAGAGGUGUCCGGAGUCAGAAAUUUUGGACUCUUGCUCCAAUCCGACUCCGAAACUUUUGACUCCGACUCCGCUCCUGCUCCGAAAUUUUUUUUAAAAAUCAAAUCCGACUCCGCUCUAAAUUUUAAUAAAUUUUCUCCGAGGCGCUUGGCCGCUUUUAAUGAAUUCUCUCCCGGCAACGAAUCUCAUCACACCAACAAAUCUCUGCGUCCUUUGUGCCCAACACGUUAUAUUCUGCGAUAUGCAGCAAUUGAGACGUUUGCGGCGGAAUAUGAAAAUAUCCUUGAUUGGCUGAAUGAGGUUGCUAACGAUCCGACGCGAACUUCAGUCACCAAAUGGGCUGCCCGGCCUUUGCUGUUAGGGCUGGAGGAUUUUACGGUUUAUUUUAUGUUAAUGUUAGUAUUUUAUGUUAAUGUGGAAUUUUCUGCCAAGAUCGAGAAUGUUCUUUUAUGCGAAGCCAAUCCCGCAUGUACAGAGGAAGUUCAGAAAUUUUAUAAUGAAAUAAUAUCAACGGGUUCUAUUAAGGAAGAAACACAAUUUCUAAAGAGAUACCUUUCCGCCAAAUCAAAUGGUAUUACUACACCUUCAGACUUGGCAGACAUUUUCCAUCAAAAUGAAGCAAUUUCGUUGUUAUGCCCAAAUUUAAAGACGCUUCUCCGUAUCUACUACACAAUCAAAUAAAACUUUUGCAUGUUCCCAUAAGUAACAACAUGGAUCUCAAGGCCAGAAACAUUUGUUGGCCUCCACCAAGGUCAAUUAAAGUAAAAUCUACAAAACUAAAGCACCAUUUUAUUUUAAUGCUUUAAACUAAGCAAAUGCUCCUACAGAGCAACUUACACUGUUUCAAGACGCUCACCUUUAAAGCGUUAUUGUGUAAUUUUCACUUGUUUAAAUUCCAGAGCUGUUGCUGAACUCUAUGGAUACGGAUUCUUUUAAUAAUGGGCUUCGGCGAUUCAUAGCUGUUGCACAAAUCAGAUCGGAUCAAGGAACCAAUAUAGUUGGUGCAUGCAAUGAGCUGAGCGCUGGUUUACGUGGUUUGUCUCACGAAUGUAUUCAGCAAUAUUUUUUAGCUAAUAAUUGUGAUUGGAUUAAAUUUAACGUUCCUCAUUCCAGCAACAUGGGAGGUGUCUGGGAACGCCAAAUUCAAACUGUUCGACGCGCAUUGGACCCCUUGCUUAUGCAACUCGGGACCCAGCUAGAUGAUGAGACUUUCCGAACGUUUCUGGUGGAAGUGGAAAGUAUAGUAAAUUCGCGCCCUUUAACUACGGACAAUCUAUCAGAACCGGGUGCACCCGAACCUUUAACACCAAGCCAUCUCUACUAACUAGUGAUGUACCGAAUCGUUCAAAAAACGUUUUGCCGAAUAAAUUCGGCCGAAUUUCAAGACCUACUCGUAAGGACUUGCGUCGCAUCGACUUCGUUUAAACUAAUCGCGAAUCUUGCGUUGUUACAUGACCCUAGUGCUUCUACAGGCUUGAUUAUAAAAGUUAUACGUGCGUUUUAAUAUCAAACGACAUCGGAAAAGCCACGAAAAGGUAAUAUUUACCAAAACAGCCUAAUAGAUCAACAAACAUAAAACCAAACCUAAAACACAAACCUCAUCACAAACAAAGUUUGCAACAGUAGUAUUGUUACGCUACUAACGUAACAAUUGUAAACCAGACAUUUCACUUUGUUGCGUAAUAUCAACAUUUUAUAUAAGAGAGUAUACGUGUAUAUUUAAUACGAGACAGCAAGUGUAUUGUAUUAUAUGUGUAUUAUUUGGGUUAUUAAGCAAGAUUGUUAAUAGUUUGGGAAUUAUUAGACGUGGACACUGAAGAUACAUAGCUGUGUGUAUGUGUGGAAAGAUAAAAUAGGAAACGUGCUAAUGUUUAGAGAGGCAGUAAAGCAGCUGGUGCGAGAACGUGGACUACCACGUCGCUCAUAAAUCCCGCGCCGUGGCGUAGUGGUUAGCGCGCCUGACUCUAACCCAGAGGUAAAUGGGUUCAAAGCUCGUCGCUGCUACCAUUGUGGGUG
Molecule: messenger RNA, 3016 nt
Organism: Ciona intestinalis (vase tunicate)
Lineage: Eukaryota; Metazoa; Chordata; Ascidiacea; Phlebobranchia; Cionidae
Source: RefSeq, a predicted model, not a curated record